CCAACGGCAGUGCGCGGCGAUCACUCGGCAACUCGUGUUACAAAACUAAAUUUUCGAUUUAUUUACCAAUAAUAAUACCGCGUUGAUGAUUAAACAAGUUAUUAUCGAAUAUUUACACACGUUGAGCUACCUCGGUUGAUGGUGCACAAUGACAUUGUUUUGGAGUCUGUGAUUUAUGGAAUUUAUUCGUGGAAAUGCGGCAAAUGGUGCACUAACGACGAUCGUUUUAACAGCAACAAGUGGUGGGUGCUUGGAUUUUCGGUGUGCUAACUCCAUAACCUCAACUGAUUUAUGGAAUUCGGGGGGGGGGCCGGAUUUUUUUUUUCAUCGCAAGUGAAAUGAGAGUGACGAGUUGAGGGAAUAUCGGUACAACGGAGAGUGCGAGUCUCACCGACGGCGCGGGCUCGGGAGAUACACGGAUUCCUACGCGUUAUUGUCUGUGAUUAUUUUUUAGUUGUUGAUUUUUUUUGUUGUUUUUGGGUUUUUAUGAGUUAUUUAUUUGGUGAGUGGAGCACGUGGGGUUGAGCAGCUCGGGGAGCGGCCGGAGGAGCUCGGCGCUAUUGCGCCUGGCGGGGCUCGUUUUUGAGAAUUUGGUUUUUGAGGGGUUUUUGAGAAAGAUGCAGAUGAUGGGGGAAAAGGGCCCGACGCAUCUUGUCGCGCUCUAUGUGGCCACUGCUGGAAUGCAGGGCAAUGCACUGGGCAGUGAUGAGGAGGAGAUUAUUUUGAUGGUGUACGUGCUUAUUGAUGCGCUCCAAAAUAAGGUUAUGGGUCAACAACAGUACAUCGUUCAACCGUGGUCAAUGGCUCCAAAUGCCAAACAGACGGAGGACGAGAAUAAUUCAACGACAGUUGAGGGCAGUGGUGUUGUCAGUGAAACGGCGUUGGCGCAUGCGCCGAGUUUAGAUGAGCAAGUCCUCAAGGAACAGGGGAUUCCCCUGCAAACCGCCAUUCAACAGUUCGAAACUUGGUGGUCAUCCCUGACAUGCGUAUCCGCCGGAAGUCCGCCUCGUUUCGUCGUCGAUGGCCAAGCACCCCUCCGCCAAUGCCUUCACCCAGAGUGCUACAAGAAGGACCUAGACUUACCAGAGCACUACAACGUAUUUCACGAUUUGAGAAAAGAAUUCACCUCGUGCUACUCGUCCCAGGGGGAGUUGGCGACCCUCAGCAUACAGGAGAUGAUACAAUAUUUUGGAAUUGCAGCUGAUGUAGAGAAUGAUUUUCACGUUAAGGAGGUUCAGGAUAUGAUUAAUGUUAUUCAGAGGAUGAUCAAGGAUGGCCACGUAUUCCAGAAUCCCGAAGUUAUAAAUCUUAUUUUGGAGCCCGGUAUAUGUUCCAAGGAUGAAGAAGUAGACAAUAAUUGUGUAGUGAGAGCACGUGGAUUACCUUGGCAAUCCUCAGAUCAGGACAUUGCCAAGUUUUUCAGAGGACUGAAUGUUGCCAAGGGUGGAGUUGCGUUGUGUUUGAGCCCUAUGGGCAGACGUAACGGCGAGGCACUUGUACGUUUUGUGAGUAAAGAGCACAGAGACAUGGCGUUAAAGAGGCAUAAGCAUCAUAUUGGCUCGAGGUACAUCGAAGUGUACAAAUCAUCGGGUGAGGAGUUUGUCAGAGUUGCUGGUGGUGCAAGUGGCGAGGCCCAUGCAUUUCUAUCCAGAGGGGCUCAAGUCAUCGUGAGAAUGCGGGGACUACCCUACGACUGCGUUGCUAAACAAGUUAUUGAAUUCUUUGCUGGCGGUCAAAAUCCCUGUCAGGUGUUGGACGGUGAGGAAGGUGUAUUAUUCGUGAAAAAGCCGGAUGGCCGAGCAACGGGAGAUGCAUUCGUUUUGUUCGCUAAAGAGGAAGAUGCUGAGAAAGCUCUAAGCAAGCAUCGUGACUGCAUUGGCGUCAGAUACAUUGAACUAUUCCGUAGUACAACGGCAGAAGUGCAACAGGUAUUGAAUAGAGCAAUUGAUGCUAAACCACAGCCUGAUAUUCCACCGAUGCUGCCGCUGCCACCGCAACUGCUUCCGCAGUAUGUCAUCACGUCGGGAACGAGAAAAGACUGUGUUAGAUUACGUGGACUACCUUAUGAGGCGCUCGUUGAGCAUAUCCUUGAGUUCAUGGGUGAAUACGCUAAACAUAUUGUUUAUCGUGGAGUUCAUAUGGUUUAUAAUGCGCAGGGUCAGCCCUCGGGUGAAGCCUUCAUCCAAAUGGACAGUGAGAAUUCAGCGUUCGCAUGUGCCUCCCAGCGUCACCACCGCUACAUGAUAUUCGGCAAGAAGCAGCGUUACAUCGAGGUAUUCCAGUGCAGUGGUGACGACAUGCACUUGGUGUUGACUGGUGCUGCACCACUGCCCGCUAAAUCGCUACUCUCAUCCGGUACGUUGAGCACACACACACCCCCGGCAAUAGCAGCGGCACCAGCCGCCCAACCCCCCCAAAUACCCGUACAACAGACCCAACAGGCCCCACUAUGGGACAUACACGCAUUAGUCCAGGCACAGGCACAGGCUCAGGCACAAGCGGCUCAAGCACAGGCUCAGGCACAGGUUCAAGCAAUGAGAAAUCAGGAUUUGUGGUUGAUGGCUAUUGCCAGUAAUCAGACUAAUAAUUCGCCUAGCAAUGCUGGAUCAUCACCAGGUGGUGCUGGUGGUGUUGCUACGAGUAAAGCACUUGCAUUACCACCACCUGGUCAGCAUCAAAUAUCAACUUACACAAUGUCACCUCAUGCUGCAUUGCAUCAGCAACAGCCACAUCCACCAUUACUAUUUUUCAAUGUGCCACAGAGAAUACCGAUUAUGCGCACACCCCAGCCACAUCCCACUAUCUUGCCACCUAUUAUUCAAACACCUCCUAUCAAUCAUGCUGCUCUCAUGGGACUCAAGAGACCCUGGGAUAAUGCAUUUCCUGCUGAUGCUGUUGGCAGUGUCCCUAAACGUCCUGCUUGGCAGACAUCUGCUGCUGCUGCUGCUGCUGCUGCUGCAUUCCACACUGCUGGACCCACUGUUCCUGGGCUUUAUCCUGCUCAAUUUUAUCCACAGAUUUAGGGGGCAAUGAAUUGGGGGCGGAGAGGGAGUGCUAUGGGUUCAAGGGUUUUUGGGGGUCGAAUUUUCUACAGGUCUUUAUUGAGAUAGUUCCAUGAUGGAGAUGAUGGGGAAAUUAGUUCAGUUACGAAGCGGUAAAACGGUCCAAGUCGAUUUUGACUAUUGGCCUGUUUUCAAUAAAUAUCUGGGAAUC
Messenger RNA from Diachasma alloeum, 3213 nucleotides. RefSeq names its product RNA-binding protein fusilli. Gene Ontology annotation, cellular component: nucleoplasm; ribonucleoprotein complex. The record is from RefSeq and is a predicted model, not a curated record. NCBI's taxonomy places the organism in Eukaryota, Metazoa, Arthropoda, Insecta, Hymenoptera, Braconidae. Gene Ontology annotation, molecular function: mRNA binding. Gene Ontology annotation, biological process: regulation of RNA splicing. Bases 618 to 3023 code for a protein of 801 amino acids. The transcript is spliced from 10 exons.